GGCAGUCCAAUGAGCUGUCACUAUCAGCUGAUUAGUUGAGAAGUCUGUAGGAAGGAAGUAAACAAACGGAUUUUUUAAGUUUCGUUAACCUUGUACUGGUGGAGUCAAUUUUUUUUGUGAAGAAUUACUAAGUGUAUUCUCUAUCCAUUGCGGUUCAUGUACUUACCUACCUCUAUAGAAAAAUGGAGAAUUAUAUUCUAAGUGAAAUAAUGGAGAGUAAUCAAAAUGUAGAUAUUAUUCUUCAAAUCGCUUUGGAAUUGGCAGAACCAAUUCGAUUAUUGGAGGAAAAUGAUGGUGGUAGACCAGUAAUACCACGAAAUGAAAAUUAUUAUGAAAUCACAAUAAGGAGUUAUGAAGGAAACUUAUUCUCCGAACACUUUCGCAUGAUGCGACCUACAUUUGAGAAAUUACUACAAAACCUAGCAAAUAUUGGUGCUGUGAGACCUGCAGUAAUACCUUUCGAAAAAAAAGUGUUAUUCACUAUUUGGGUACUUGCUAAGCCCGAGUCAUUUUUGGCAGCUGGUGAUAGGUUUGGGUUUGCGAGAAGUACUGCCCAUAUGGUUUUCAAAGAAAUUGUUGAAAUUAUAAGGCAAAUGAUGCCCCAGUUGAUAUCUUGGCCAGUGAAUCAUCAACAAGCUAUAAAUGUAUUUCGAGAAAGAUCCCAUGGAUUUCCUGGUGUUGUAGGAGCUAUUGAUGGAUGUCACAUCCCAAUAAAACAACCAAAAAACAAUGCCACCGAUUACUACAACAGAAAAGAAUUCCAUUCGAUAAUUUUGCAAGGUGUCUGCGAUCAUCGAAUGGCUUUCAUUGAUGUAUUUAUUGGGAUGCCAGGGAGAGUACAUGACGCAAGAGUGUUCAGAUCUAGCGACAUCUAUCAGAAAUUGAUAAAUGCAAAUAACCCCUUAUUGUCUAGAGAUAUGCAUUUGCUUGGCGAUUCUGCUUACCCUCUGAUGACAAAUUUACUGACACCAUAUAGGGACAAUGGCCAUUUGAAUGAUAUUCAAAAUAACUACAAUUAUAGAAUGAACUCCAUUCGUUCAGUAAUCGAAAGAACAUUUGGGCGAUUGAAAGGAAAAUUUCGACGUUUGAAGUAUUUAGAUAUAGGAGAUCCUGAUUUUGGAACACACAUAAUCAGUGCUGCAUGUGUUCUUCACAAUUUUUUAAUACUGAAUGAAGUGGAAGAAGAUCCUCAAGAAGUACUAGAAGAGGAUCUACCACUACCAAACCCAGAAGGGGACGUUGCAGAUGAGGGUGGAAAUGACAAAAGGGAUAACAUCGCAAAUAUGUUAUUAUAAAUAUUUUAUUUAGAAAAUACAUUAUUGUUUUUUUGAAGAAUUAAAAAAAUUUUCUAAAAUUUCAUUUCUUCGUUCUUGAAUUUCAUUGUGUCUUUCAAGUGCUUCCCGAAGAAGUUUGAUUUCGUUGACACGGGCAGUCUC
Messenger RNA from Coccinella septempunctata (seven-spotted ladybird), 1436 nucleotides. RefSeq names its product putative nuclease HARBI1. The coding region runs from base 183 to 1295 and encodes 370 amino acids. The record is from RefSeq and is a predicted model, not a curated record. Lineage: Eukaryota; Metazoa; Arthropoda; Insecta; Coleoptera; Coccinellidae. The transcript has 4 exons.